Molecule: messenger RNA, 3143 nt
Organism: Anastrepha ludens (Mexican fruit fly)
Lineage: Eukaryota; Metazoa; Arthropoda; Insecta; Diptera; Tephritidae
Gene: Cog4
Product: conserved oligomeric Golgi complex subunit 4
Exons: 1
Coding region: 158-2443 (761 amino acids)
Source: RefSeq, a predicted model, not a curated record
GAAAUUGUUUACAUUACUGACACGACAAUAUAUUGCAAUUUUGCAUCAACCCCAUUAAAACUUUAAUAACUUUAAAUUAUUAAAUUCCAGGACUUAACCUGAUACUUCUUCAAUAAAAACUUCAAAAGCAUAAUUAUAAAUGUGUUUCUAAAUAGAAAUGUUAUCCAACGCCGAAAUUAGUACCACGGAGGAUAUCCAAUCAAUUUUGCAGAAAAUAGCAGAGGAAGAGGAUGAAAUCAAUUGCAAUUUGGAAAAUCUGUUGUCCAAGCAGUCACUAAUAGAAUCCAAAAUGAGUGCAAUUGGAUAUUUUCUUGGUGCUUUAAAUACAGUGGGUACUGAUACAAAAAAAUUGAGUAUGCAAAUUUCACAUACUGCGAAUUUAGCUGAGUCAGUAAGUGCUAAAGUACGUUGUGUAGAUUUGGCUCGGAGUCGCGCAUCUGAAUGUCAGCAACGUGUACACGAUUUGAUAGAUCUACAACUUUGUAGUCAAGGUGUUUUGAAAGCAAUUGAUGAAGAAGAUUAUGAAAAAGGAUCUGCACUGAUUGGACGCUUUUUAUCAAUCGACCAAAAUGUGCUACAGCGUACGGCUGGUGAUGUCGGCUCAAGUGGCUCAGUGACAUCUGUAAGCGAUGCUGUCCAUACACUAGAAAAUGCAACGGAGAAAAUGCGCAGACUUGUAAUGCUGCGUUUUGAUGAAGCUAUUAAUAAAGAUGACUUGGCAUCUGUGGAGCGCUUUUUGAAAUUAUUUCCGCUAUUGGGAAUACAUUAUGAUGGUAUCGAGAAAUUCGGUAAAUAUAUAUGUAUGAAAUUGGCUGUAAAAUCAGAGAAAGAAUUGCGUACUUCAUUGGAUAUAGCAAAGGCGGAGAACCGCUUGCCAGUUGCUUUUGCAGAUACUUUAACAACUUUACUAGAAAAUUUCGCACGAGUAAUUGAAGUGAAUAAACCCAUAAUAGAGACGUAUUAUGGGUCCGGAUAUCUAAUUACCUUAGCUAUAUUGCUACAAAAUGAAUGCGACUCCGAGGUGAAGAAUGUUGUCUUGGAGUUUAACAAAAAUAGGCGUAUACACGAUAUAAUUCAACAAAUCAACGACUACAAUCGCUCUGCGGGUGGCAAUAUGCCAUCUCUUAGUCCAUAUCAAAAGCCACCUAUUAACACAGAUAAACCGCAACCAAAAGAUAUUGACCCAAUUAUUGUAGAGCUUACAAUCAUGCAUUCCCGUGUGGAACUGUACUUCAGGUUUUUAAAGCGUAAAGUAAAGUCGGACAUUGACGCCAGUGAUGCAGAGGAAAUCGAGAAAGAACGUCAGACACAACGUUUAACGUCGCUCUUAAGCAAUUCAGAUCUUAGUCGUCAAAUGCAGGAACUACUAAGUACUUACCUGCUGCUCGAGAGGCAUUUUAUGGAAGAAAGUGUACAUAAAGCAAUAUCUUUAGACACUUUUGAAAUUGGUCAACAGUGCUCUUCUAUGGUGGAUGAUGUUUUCUAUAUUCUGCGAAAAUGUAUUCGCCGGUCGCUGACGACACAAUCUGUUAACGGAUUGUGUGCUGUAAUCAACAAUGCUGCUUCCUGUUUAUACAAUUUUAUAAACGCAUUAAAAAUUCCACUUAAAAAUGGAUAUCCUUCCGGCUAUACAGAUUUGGCUUAUAGUGCCAUCCAAAUUGCAGUUCAGCAUGGAAAAUUGCAAUCAAACGACAGCGAAAAAGCACGCAGUAACUUUAUUAAUCGCCUAAAUAAUGCAGAUAUGUCAACGGAAUACCUCGAAACUUUGUGGGAAACAAUCGAGCAGGAUAUUAAAAGUUCCUUUCCAUCAAUAUCAGCUACUGAGCGGCGGAUAGUAGAUAGUUGCAUUUCUGAAUUGAGAACUGUAAGGGAUACCUUAAAAGCCUGUGUGAAUUUUGGUAUGACUCAAUUGAGAUCGAGCGCAAUUAAACCGCGCUUGAAUCCCUGGGUUGAUCAAUUUCUUAACCACAGUCACAUUUUAUCCGAAGAAGAAUUGGCCGAUUACGAAGCUGGUGAAACCUUUAUCCAAACGCUUAUUGUGCAACUCGAUGGUUUCUUAAGUCAAUUCAAAAAUGCACUAACUCCACGGAAUUUCGAUGCUUUCGUAAGCAUUUUGGCGUCAGACACAACUUCGAGGCUGGAAAGAGCAAUAAAGAAAACGUCAUUCAAUCGUCUGGGUGGUCUUAUUCUCGACCAGGAAAUUCGUGCACUCAGUUCAUAUUUAACUGGAGUUACGUCAUGGUCUGUGCGCGACAAAAUGACACGUCUAACACAGAUAGCAACAAUAUUAAAUUUGGAAAAGGUGGAUGAAUUUUCAGAUUACUGGAGCCCUGAAAAUGAAAAUGAGACCCCUUCAUGGCGCUUAACACCCCAAGAAAUUAGGAUGCUCUUGGCACUACGUACAGAUUUUCGCAUGGAUGACAUAAAGUGUGUAAAGUUAUAAGUAUUUGAUAAGAGUAAAUACCAAAAUAUAAAAACUAGAAAUAUACAUACAUUUUUGUAUAUCAGUGCAAUAAUUUUAAAACAUUCACAAUAUGUUAAUCGGAAAUAUACAACAUUAUUUACUUCUUUAAUGGAAAUACAAACAUAAAACAUGUUAGUUAGCAAUACAUUUUACGAGUGUAGUUAUAUUUAAUAUGAAUAUAUUCGUUAAUAUUGGUUACAAAUUUAGAUACGGAAUAUAUUACAAUAAAAUUGCUUAUUAGCUCACAUCAUAAUUCACUUUCCUCCAAUUUCGAAGUUCAAAUCAAGACGCGCUGAAAGUUUGGUGCUAUCUGUAUCCAAAGUGUUUUUGGUACGAACCACUUUAACUCCACCAUUAACCGUUGUCUUACUAUCAGCACUGCGCCAAAGGUUUGCUAAUGCCUCUAGUGUAAUGUCCGUUUUGUGCUGAUUAUCGUGAUCAGCGGAUAAUAUUAAAUCAAGCUGACGAUGAAAUCGUUCAAAGUAAUUCUCUGGAUUGGAUUUUUCUUCUGAUAACAUCCGCUGCAAGGCUGCACAGCGCAACAAAAUUAAAAUAUGAAUAAACACAAUAGAUAAUCUCAUAUUUGUCAAAAAUUGCUUAGUGGCUUAUGUGAAGAAAAAGUUAAAAAAUCGACACCAAAAACCCUAUUUAGAACAGCUUAUCGGCGCACUGAUAACAG